This is a messenger RNA of Nothobranchius furzeri (turquoise killifish), 9973 nucleotides long. Its product is annotated as A disintegrin and metalloproteinase with thrombospondin motifs 20. Gene Ontology annotation, biological process: proteolysis; extracellular matrix organization. The record is from RefSeq and is a predicted model, not a curated record. Lineage: Eukaryota; Metazoa; Chordata; Actinopteri; Cyprinodontiformes; Nothobranchiidae. Gene Ontology annotation, cellular component: extracellular matrix. Gene Ontology annotation, molecular function: zinc ion binding; metalloendopeptidase activity.
GCUUCUGGUGCACGGGUCCGCUGCAGGGAUGGCCAGGGGAAAGCUUACUUGGCUCUGACCCCUCCUUUCAGUAAAACACCCAGUUUCAAGCGUCAGCGGGAUGAAUGUGUCACAAAUAUAGAGGCUUUUUUCCCCCCCCUUUACCAGAGGCUGCGGUGAUGCAUGUUUAGCAAAGCGAUGAGGCCGACGCACUUUGCCGGACUCGCGCUGCACAGAGCCUCCGCGGAUCCCACGACCUGUUGCUGACAAGCCGGAGGGGGAAAGGAGAGGGAGAGACGGAGGGUCGCGCCUUGGAGAGGGGAGAGCCUGGGAGUCCGAGCGGAGGAAAUCAUGCAGUUUGCAAUCUGGCUGAUUGGACUAACGUGUCAUUUAACAACACUUGUCCGAGAGAGUUUCCCCUACAGACUGCAUCCGAAACAAGAAAGCUUCAUCAAGCAGCUGUCACAGUAUGAAAUCAUCACCCCGCUCCGAGUGAAUGACUUCGGAGAAUCGUUCCCCCACAAGCUUCACUACAGAAGGAGACGCAGGAGUGUGAAUGAUGACCUGCUGGGCUCACGGCUGCUUUACAGGAUUGAUGCGUUCGGGGAACGCUUUCACCUUAAUCUGAGCGCAGACUCCAGCUUCAUCGCCCCCUCUUACAGGGUGACACACUUGGGAGCCGACCAGAGGAACCUGACGGACUCCCGUGACCCGGACAACAUGCGCCACUGCUUUUACCGCGGGCACGUCAACGCCAGGAGCGAGCACGCCGCUGUCUUCAGCCUCUGCACCGGCCUGGUUGGAACCUUCACGACGCAUCAAGGUGAAUAUUUCCUAGAGCCUCUUCUAAAUCCCGCGGGGGAGGAAUAUGACGAAGAGCACAACAAACCCCAUCUUGUCUACCGACAUGAGAGGAAAAAGAACAUCUCGAAUCCUGGCGAACCCUGUGCUGCCUCAGAGACCUAUAAGAGGCCAGUCUCUUUUGACGGCAGAGGGAAUAUGGGAGAGGAGCUGGACUCUCUCAGAGCCACAAUAAAUGACCAACACAUAAAUGAGAAUAACUCCAGCAAGAAUCGCAACACAGCCCCACGACGACACAAGCGCUUCCUCUCCUAUCCUCGCUACGUUGAGCUGAUGGUGACAGCGGACUCCAAAAUGGUUCAUCACCAUGGACGUAACUUGGAGCACUACAUCUUAACAAUCAUGUCAGUAGUUGCAGCAGUGUACAAGGACCCUAGCGUAGGAAACCUCAUCAACAUCAUGAUCGUGAAGCUAGUCAUCAUUCACGAUGAACAGGAAGGACCAACUGUCAACUUCAAUGCCGCCACCACCCUGUACAACUUCUGUGUCUGGCAGCAGAGCCAAAAUAUGGAGGAUGACAGCCACCCUCUUCACCAUGACACCGCCUUACUCAUCACCAGAGAAGACAUUUGUGGUGCAAAGGAUAAAUGUGACACUUUAGGUCUUGCAGAGCUUGGCACCAUGUGUGACCCGUUCCGCAGCUGCUCCAUCAGUGAAGAAAAUGGAAUCAGUGCUUCCUUCACAAUCGCUCACGAGCUGGGCCAUGUGUUCAACAUGCCCCAUGAUGACAACCCAAAGUGCCGUGAGGCAGGAAUGAAGCACCAGUAUCACGUCAUGGCCCCUACCCUCAACUACGACACCAAUCCCUGGUCGUGGUCCAAGUGCAGCCGCAAGUACAUCACAGAGUUUCUAGACACUGGAUACGGGGAGUGUCUCCUUGAUGAGCCUGCAGGAAGAACAUAUGAGCUUCCCACACUCCUCCCUGGUCAGAUCUACAACGCCAACAGGCAGUGUGAGCUGAUGUUUGGUCCUGGGUCUCAGAUUUGUCCCUACAUGAAACAAUGCAAAAGAUUGUGGUGCACGAGUGCAGAAGGGGACCAUAAAGGCUGUCGCACCCAGCACAUGCCCCUGGCUGAUGGGACUGACUGUGGUCACGGGAUGUAUUGCAGGCAUGGAAUGUGUGUGAACAAGGAGUUGGACAUGCAACCGGUCCACGGACAGUGGGGUCCUUGGGGACCAUACAGUAUUUGCUCCAGGUCCUGUGGUGGAGGAACAAGGAGCACCACUAGAGACUGCAACAAGCCUGAGCCCAGAAAUGGCGGUAAGUUCUGUGUAGGCCGCCGGAUGAAGUUCCGCUCAUGCAACACUGAGCCGUGCCCGCGAGGAAGGAAGGAUUUUCGCGAAGAGCAGUGCUCUCAGUUCGAUGGCAAGCACUUCAAUAUCAAUGGUCUACCUCCCUCCGUCCGCUGGACCCCCAAGUACAGUGGUGUUCUAAUGAAGGAUCGCUGUAAGCUCUUCUGCCGGGUCGCCGGCACUAUGGCUUACUAUCCGCUCAAGGACCGCGUCAUUGAUGGCACCCCGUGUGGUCCAGACACUUACGACAUCUGCGUUCAAGGCCUUUGCAGGCAAGCAGGCUGUGACCAUGUGCUUAACUCAAAGGCCAGACAUGAUAAGUGUGGAGUGUGUGGAGGAGACAACUCAUCGUGUAAGACUCUGGCAGGGACCUUCAACGACGCUCAGUAUGGUUACAACGUUGUGGUGCGGAUCCCAGCUGGAGCCACCAAUAUUGAUAUCAAACAAGUCAGCUACUCUGGAAAACCAGAAGACGACAACUACCUCGCUUUAGCCGAUAGCCAGUCCAACUUCCUCCUAAAUGGGAACUUUGUGGUGGCCAUGUUCAAAAGGGAAAUCACCUUCAAGGGAACCGUUAUUGAGUACAGCGGCUCGGACACAAAAGUUGAGCGCAUCAACUGCACUGACCGCAUAGAGGAGGAGCUCGUUCUACAGGUUCUCUGUGUAGGAAACCUGUACAAUCCAGAUGUGCGUUACUCCUUCAACAUACCUAUUGAGGAACACAGUGAGAGGUUUGUGUGGGAUCCCUCGGGCUCCUGGCUGGAGUGCAGUCGCAUCUGUCAGGGUGAGCGAAGACACAAGGCGGUUUGUGUUCGUGAAAGUGACCACCUGGAGGUAUCUGACCAACGCUGUGAACAUUUACCUCGCCCCAGUGCUGUAACUGAGCCCUGCAACACUGACUGUGAAGUCAGGUGGCAUGUUGCUGGAAAGAGCGAGUGUUCAGCCAAAUGUGGCUCCGGCCACCGCAGCCUGGACGUCCAGUGUAUGAAGUACAGUCUGAUAAAGAGAGAGAGUGAACGGAUGGAGGCUAGCGCCUGUGCAGACACAACCAAACCCCAAACCAGAGAGCCGUGCUAUGGCGACUGUUUGCUUAAGAGCUGGCAGUACAGUGGCUGGUCACAGUGCUCUAAGACGUGUGGACUUGGACGUAGAACCAGAGAGUCCUACUGCAUGAACAAUCUGGGCCGGCGCCUGGUGGACAGUGAAUGCAAAGAAUACCAGAAGGUGGUCUCUGAGACCUGCAACAAGCAGCCAUGUCCAACGUGGACCUUUAGUGAGUGGAGUGAGUGCCUGGUGACUUGUGGGAAAGGCAUGAGGCACCGACAGGUUUCCUGCAGCAGAGGGGACGGGGAGGAGAAGCUGAGUGAACACUUGUGUGACCCGUCCAGUAAGCCGUCCGCUGUGGGGAGCUGCGAGCUGCCUAGCUGUGCAUCCUGGCAGGUUGGAGUCUGGGGAGCGUGUGCGGUGACCUGCGGCCAUGGCUACCAGUUGAGAGCUGUCAGGUGUGUGCUCGGGGACUAUGGCAACACAGUUGAUGAUCGAGAGUGCAAUGCUGCAGCGAGACCCAGAGAUAGUCAGGACUGCGAGAUGUCAGCGUGCCCAUGGGCCUCUCCCUCUCAGGUUACACUUCGACCCGACAACUCCAUUCAACUGGUGACUCAGUGGAGAUACGGCUCCUGGACAGCAUGUUCGGUGUCCUGUGGUAACGGGAAGCGGGCGCGUUAUGUCAGCUGUAGAGAUGCUCAGGGAGGAGUUGCUGAUGAGUCGUCCUGUGCCCACCUGCCCCGCCCUCCAGAGUUCUCCACCUGCUUCAGCCCCUGUGGCCAGUGGCAUGCUACAGAGUGGUCUGCUUGUUCAGUGACAUGCGGAGCAGGAAGAGCUACCAGACAAGCAGUCUGUUCCAACCACCGCCACCCUGUGGACCAGUCGUUUUGCGACCCGGAUGAAAAGCCCGUAGCAGAACAGGAGUGCACCGCAGCGCCCUGCCCCUCUGUUUAUACCCGUCAGCACAUUUAUGAGCAGCCAUACGGAUAUCCUCAUGACCCCGGCCGUCAUCCAGGACACAGUAGCUGGAAUGUCCCCUCGGCAGACAACCAGUGGAGGACCGGACCCUGGGGCUCGUGUUCUAGCACCUGUGCUGGGGGCUUUCAGAGGAGAGUGGUGGUCUGUCAGGAUGCUGAUGGACGCAGCAACAGCUACUGCGACGAGAGGGUCAAACCUGCAGAGUCCAAGAGCUGUGACUCUGGACCCUGUCCUCUGUGGAACUACAGUGCCUGGGGGGAGUGCACCCAGACGUGUGGCAGUGGUAGGAGAACCCGCUUGGUGGUCUGUCAAAGGCCGGACGGACAAAGACUCAACGACUACAACUGUGACAUUCUGGAUAAGCCGCCUGACGUGGAGCGGUGCAACCUGCAACCCUGUCCUGGCUCUGCAUCCUGGCACCGCCGACCCUGGAAGCCGUGUUCGGUGAGCUGUGGUCGGGGCAUCAAGCAGCGGGAGAUUUCUUGCCUUCUACAGAACCAAACCAGAAUCGAGGAGGCUCACUGCAGUCAUCUGCCGCGGCCACGAACACAGAAGACAUGCCGUGCCCGAGGAUGUCCCACAUGGAAAGCCAACAGGUGGCGUGAGUGCUCCACCACCUGUGGGCCUGGGCUUCAGAAGCGAGACGUUUACUGCAGGUUGAAAGGCACUGGCCGGGUCAGAGAGGAUCUGUGUGAUCCUCACUCACGUCUUCCUACCAUCCAGCCGUGUCUCACAUCAGAGUGCACACCGUUCACCUGGGUUGUUGCUGACUGGGAACAUUGUAAUGCAACAUGUGGAGAAGGGGUGAGAAGCAGAAAGGUGGACUGUAAAGGCCCAGGGAGAACAACCGUCCACGAUGACUACUGUGAGCCUUCAUCUAGACCUUCUUCGCUCCAGCUCUGUGAAGAAGCACCUUGUCUCUACAUGUGGAUAACGGCGGAAUGGUCGCAGUGUUCUGCCAGCUGUGGUGUUGGCUUCCAGCAGCGUAUUGUCUCCUGCUCUGCAAGGCCCUCUUCUUAUUCCACUCAGCAAUUCUAUCCUCCAUCCUCCUUUACAAGCAAAAGCUGCCCGGAGCCUCAACCCCCUGCCACCCAGCCAUGCCUCCUCAGAGAGUGCUCACACACCACCUACUGGAAGGUUGGACCAUGGACCAUGUGUUCCCAGACAUGUGGCGCAGGAGUGAUGGAGCGCAAAGUAGAGUGUGUUACCUCCAAAGAACAGCCGUCCAAACACUGCCGUCCAUCAGAAAGACCCAAAUCCCGAGCUGCUUGUCAAGAUAGACAAUGCCAGCUGCUCACUUCAUGUCGAGAGGUCCAGAUGAGGCAAGGUGUCAGGAUGGAUGGGGAAUUUUACCUGAAAGUCAAGUCUCGUAUCUUACAGAUUUACUGUGCUGAGAUGCAGACUGAUUCUCCUAAAGAGUAUGUGACUCUGCGCAGUGGUCAGACAGACAAUUACUCUGAGGUGUAUGGACACAGGUUGCUGAACCCCUUUCAAUGCCCGUAUAACGGCAGCCGCAGACAGGACUGCGACUGCAGAAAUGACUAUCCUGCAGCAGGAUACACACUCUUCCACAAGGUUCGCCUUGACUUGAACUCCCUGAGGAUAAUGAUCACAGACCUCCACUUCUCCCAGACUCUCCAUGGUCGCCCUGUGCCCUUUGCUACAGCAGGAGACUGCUACAGUGCAGCUAAGUGUCCACAGGGCCAGUUCAGUAUUAAUCUGAUUGGCACUGGCCUCAAAGUGGCUCAGGUUACUAAAUGGACUUCUCAAGGGAACUAUGUUUCUGUCAAAGUCCACAGAUCAGAGGACGGAACAAGAAUCUACGGUCGCUGUGGCGGUUUCUGUGGGAAGUGCAUUCCUCAAGCUCACAACGGCCUACUCCUAACAGUCCACUGAGACACGCUGAGACCAAACUCCUACAUCAGUUUUCAAGCAGAUAGUCCAGAAAACACAAGAUGGAUCCUGUCCUGCUGUUGGUUGUCCAAUUGGUCGUUAAGCAUCAACGUUAAAACCCCACAGUGACUUCCUGUCCAGCUAAAGUGCUACAACACUGCAGCACCACAGGUCACUGCAAGGUGCUUUGUUCAGCGUGGUCUAUUUUCUUGGCAGGAUUUUUUUCACAGCUCAUCUGGGCUCUUUCAUUACCAUUCAGUAACCAAAAUGAAUAAAUCCAUCAACAACAGUUAGAGAGCAGGAUUUAGGGUGAGACUGCUAAUCUUUACAGUAUUUUUACACCGAAACAUCAUUAUGCAUUGCAGGGUGAAAUGUUUAAAUGCCUGUCUGCUUUCUAUAAACUCAAAGUAUUAUUAACAUUUUCACCUGGCUGCAGCUAAACACUGACAUCUUCUCAGACCUGCCUCGUGUCAGAGGUCAAAGAGAACACUUGGAGCUUUGAGAAGCAACCAUACUAUUUUAUUUCUAUAGCCAGUGUUAUGUGUUCUUACACUUUGUCUGAUGUUUUCAGGUAUUUUAUAACACUGAACAACCAACUACUGACAUUAAUAGAAUGACACUGGCUUAAAAACCGUGCAAUGAGGAAAACAUGUACAAAGUUCUGAUUCUUUCCCCGACUUCACACUGGAGGCAUCAGCGGCGUGGAACGGCAGCGGAACAUCGCUGCUUCAAAUAGAAUCCAUUAUAGUCAAUAGCCAGGGUGUCCAAUUGUGGUCUUGGAGGGCCGGUAUCCAGCACAUUUUGUUCCCACACACUUAAUUCAGCGGCUGAAACCCCUGUGCAGCAGCUCAUCGGGCUCUGCAGAAGCCUGUUAAUUAUCUGCUGAUUCAAAUCAGGUCUACUGAAACAGGGUUGAAACUAAAACCUGCUGGGUAACAGCCCUCCAUGCCCAGAAUUAAAUACCCCUGGUCUAUGGGUUGAUUCAAACCGGCCGCAAAGUGGAUUUUUUCAGGUGCAUCUUGCGCCGCUAUAGACCAGAUUAGGUUCUACAUAGUAUUGCCGCGAGAUGCUUCUGGAUCAUGUCAAUUUCCGAAGUUAAUAUAUGGCUAGACAGGAUAUCAAACACGGUUUCAGUGUAAAAUGUCCUGUAGUUUUCUAAAUAAAACCAUUGCAGCAAUGCCAUUUCAUAUCUAUGUAGAUUAUGUCUAUAUGUGUGGCCUACAGGUAUGUUUACUUCCAACAAUGAUGUGUUUUUCAUGGCUUUGAUCCUGGCAGUGACAUCAAACAAUGGUUUCCUUUUUCUUCUUAUUUGGUUUAUUGGUGGAUGGCAUAAACAAAGGAUCUUGCGAGCCUGGUGAGGAAGCCGCUCAGUGGCUGAGACUCUCGGUGUGGAUUGGCACGCAGCUAAGCAUUCGAGUUAACCGUUCCGUGGUGCUGAUGCCUUCGGUGUGAAGUCGGGGGUUUUGUCUCGUUUACAUAACUCUAGGUAUUUUGAAAAGUAAAUGUUUUUAAGUUCUGUUUUUAAAAAAACUGUCCGUAUGAUUUUAACAAAAGUGAAAUAUCAAAUACCUGUGUGAAGUUCAUAUUUAAAUACAAGGGAGGAAUACCCUUAAUUUGGGCAAAGGUUCUCAAAAAUGACUACAAUUAUUAGCUUCUGAUAGAAAAUAGACGUGGAAAUGCUCUGUUCAGACUAGCCUGACAGAUCUACAUCACACUGUCACCUAACAUUCACGGAUUCACCCAUCUUGGCUCACGACAGGGAAGGUUGUUGUUAUUUUAGUGUUCAGGAACCAACAAUGUCUUGGCUAGUAGAAGCCAACCAUUAGCAUUAAUGACUUCACCACAGAGCACAACUAUUCCAGGCUUGUGUUAUUUGUGACAUCAAUGCUGCAAAGCAAACAGUCAGUGGUAGAGUUGCGUUGCUGUUAGCCAAUCAGAGGCGAGAUGUCUAAAUAUCAGGAAAUAAUACUCCAAAUCUUGCUGUCGGAAGCUACUUUUUCCUCCAGCUGAAUUCUGCUUCCUCAAACAGGCGCACUGGAGCUUUUUUUCCCCCAAAGAACCUCUUACAAGGCAUUCAUUUCCGCUAUAGACCACUGCAAAUAUAACAAAAAUAUGAUUAAUGUUGACCUUUAACAGGGAGUUGAUGAAAGUCAGCACGGUGGUGUUUGAUUCAUAGCAUACCGAUCAGUCUGUGAUCUGUGACCUGUGACCAGAACACACCUGACAGCAUUUGAAGCUUAAAACAAAAGUGAGUACCAGCAGGAGGAUGUUUCGCUUGAUGAUCGUUCUCCUCGCGUUUAAUUAUGUUGCUCCUUCCAUGGAUGCUCGAUCCUUUCAAGUUGAGCCUCAUCUACUUGGACUUUCCAUCAGAAUUCAAUAGAACACCAGUUGGUAUUACUUAAAGGAGAAAUAACAUUUCCAAACUGAAGAGUUUGCUUUGGUCUUUGUUACUUUUGACCCAUACAGUUUAAAAUUUACUUCUUUUUUUUUUGCAUCCGCGUUCUUCUCACCAUAAAGUCUGCAUGCGUAAUGAUUGACUGAAUUCAACAUAAAAUCUGUUUUUAAAAAACAUCUGGAGCAGUGUGGUCGAAGCCUUAAUGUGAAUGAUUACCACACAGUGAAGUUCUCGUCUGUUACACCAUGGCAGUACCAGAUGUGAGGUCUCUCACCUCACCUCAGCUGCUGUCUAUACCUACAACCCCCUACCUCUCACUAACACCCAUACUCUGAUGAGAUAUGUAAUAUAUUUAUUUUAAACCAUAUUUAUUCUCUACUGACUUAUAAAUGUGUUCUCUUUGUACAAUGGCUGCUUCCAGCAGAGAAACCACUGUCUGCUUUGGUGAAGUUACGUACUCCCCUCCUGUUUGUGUUAAAUUGCCACUAACUAUAAGCAGUGUCUGUUAAAUGGUGCUUUUUGACUACUGGAAUUACCUCUAAUCUGAAGAAGGAAACACCAACAGUGGCAGAGGUUUGGUAAACUGACACAACUAGGCAGAUGUUUGAUGUUCACGCAAACUAGGUCAACAUCCUAUCAACGACAUAUCUAAAAUGUGAUGCUGCGUGUUUGCUAGCUAGAUUAGCUCAGCUGCUACAUGAGGAAAUGUCCAUCUAGGGAACUUUUCCUCAUAAACAACAUUUGGUUUGACAUCUACUACAUGGUGGCGCAGUGGUUAGCACUGUUGCCUCGCAGCACGAAGGUCGCAGGUUCAAAACUCGCCUUUCUGCGUGGAGUUGCGUGUUCUCCCCAUGCAUGCGUGGGUUUUCUCCGGGUACUCCGGUUUCCCCCACAGCUCACAACAUGCCCUAUAGGUUGAAAAAAUAAAUUGUAAGUCGCUUUGGGAAAAAGUGUCUGCUAAGCACAUAAACAUAAACAACAACAUUUGUCUACCCUAACAUGCUGAUGCUAAGCUCUAACCAAAGUUAGUACAUAGAUGUAUAUUAGACUUUCUUCUCAAUCAAUGCAGCUUGUUUUGAUUUAAAAAAUAAAAGGCUGAAAAUGAUAAAAACCAUUGAGAAGCCAGAGGAACCUUUGGCCAUCAUUCGUUUUUAUUCUGGCCAAUUAAGAUCUGUAUCAGAAAUUUGUACCAUAUGUGAUGCACUGUGUGCCAUUAAUUUUGUAGAGAUGUAAUCCAGAGAUUGUGUUUAUAACCGCUGAGUGUGGUAACUUAUGGUAUAUGUGUAUGUUUUAAUAUUCAUACUUGAAUUGUAAACAGUGUGCUAUAAUAAUGAAUGGAUAUUGGUACUGAAUACUUGGACAGUGUGGCUGUUUGCUCUGCUUUAUCCAAAGAUGUUUUAAUAAAGGAUCUUAUGUAAAUAAUGGAUGGAUGAAUGGAAGAGUUUAUACUUCUGGUGCUACGACUACCAAUCGUACAGUUACUGUAUGUCUUAUUAUACUAAUAUAAAUAAUAAAACAUGCUUUUUAGCC